UCACCCACCUCGCCUCCGAUGAGCCCGACCAAUGGUUUCCCUAUGAGGCCAUCAGAACAAAAAGGAUGGGUUCUCACCGACAUGACGACGGGCUUCUUGCCCAAGUCACGUGGUGCCGCGCUCUUUGAAAGAAGAAAGAGAUUGUCUGAGGAACGUGAAAGAGGAGGAGUUCCGCCGCCUCCUGUGAUGGAUAUCCCUAACAACAACAAUAACCUCCGCAAAGACGAGGACGAGUUCUGGCCACUGCCGCCCCCUCCUGAUGAAAGUGUAUGGUCUCCUCCCAGUGGAGAUCUAUCAAGGGGCCCCCCUCCAGCCCAGUCUGCCCCUCCCCCACUACUAGAGAAGGACGAAGGCAUCGCUCCUGUCUGGGCUCCGGGCGGCAGCCAACCGGUCAAGAAAGAAUUCAAACCGGUCAAAUUGGACCUCACAAACAGGCCCAAGGUCAGCUCUGGCAUACAACCGGCUUACUCAUUAUCAACGUCACCAACACCUGCUGCACAUACAUGGACCCCUCCAAAUCAGGGGGCUACCUCCCCUAAACCGAUUACCCCUCAAGUCGACAAACCUCAGUAUACGCAACCAGUUGCUGUGGACACUCUCCCGGACCCCUCCCACAUACUCUCCCCUGGGUACGUCUCGCCCCGCUCUUCAAUGCAGGAGUCCCACCCCCCUCCACCGCCUCAGUUUGCCGGCGACGGCCCCACCUCGCCCCACCCUCCAGCCUCGCCCCAUCCUUCGGUCUCAAGGGGUGUACCCGUUAGCCCAGCUGGGGCAGUGCCUUAUCAACCACGGGAGUCGGUGCCGUAUGACGGAAUGUCCAACGGGUAUGGCUUUAUACCAGCCAGUGCUGUAAUGUCUGGAUCACCAGGUGCUAUUCAAUCAGAUUUGUUGACAUGGGGCAUACAGCCGGGCCACGCCCCGCCUCCGUCGACCAAUGACAAUUCUACAAUCAUCCUCGAUCCAUCAAACCUUCCUCCCGGUGCUCUGUUCCAGAAACAGACGGUAGAUGGGGACGUUGUCCACACCGACACCUUCUACCCAGUUUCUAACGUGACGAGAAAAACGUCCACCGUGACAAAACACGAGGCACCGAACUACGCCGGUAUCGGCCCGAGGGAUAAGGAUGGAUUACCUCUUGGUCUCAGACAGCAUGUGAAGGAAGACAACAGACAUGACUGGUAUAAGGAAAUGUUCAAGUCCAUUCAUAAACAGGACAGAGACGAAGAUGAUAGUGAUGAUAUUUCGCUUCCACAGAAUGUAGAAGAAGACAGUUCUGAUAGCGUGUUUUUGAGUGAGAAUGAAGCCGUGCAUGCGCAUGUUAAAGAUGACUGGAAGAGAGAUGAAAGGGUUACUGAACCAGACCAUGUGGUGAAGAAUACUCCGUCAUAUCGAGUACAGCCGGGCAGAAUACAAGAUUUUGUGCCAGGAAAGUCUGGCCUAGCAGCUCAUGAAAAAAGUGUCUUAUCAAGGAAAGAUGGUCCUCUCUAUGAUGGAGGGCGGCGUGGAUCUGCUCCCGGGUCUGGCUAUGCCUCUGACGAAGAAGCUCGGAAGGCCUAUCAUAGCUUUGUCAAAUCUGGUGAGCUACCCGGUACGGCUGGUUUCGGUUUCGGCGCUCCACAGGCUCGUAGAGGUAAGAAAAUAGCUCUCUACCCCUUCAAACCCUUCGUCCAACACCACUUCCUAGUUCCCUGAUAAUACAGACCAGGGACCUGUCUUACAAAGUGUUGCGAUUGAUCCGAUCAAUCGCAACUAUGGAUGGCCAGCCACGUCAACAACUACAAUGCAAAUGUGUUCAAAAUAUUUUCUAGAUAUGAUGUUUAUUCAUACAGUACAUUCAUCACUCUCUUGAAGAUUCAGUGCGAUUCUCUUUGUUUACUAAGGAGAUUGUGCAAAUUUCCUGUAGAAAAAAAUUAUGGUAUGAAUGGCUUUCCAUACAGUUGAGAUUGAUUUGAUCAAUCUCACUCUUUGUAAGAAGGGGACUAGAACUCUCAAAGUCUCCCGCUAUGUUGUUCUUACAAGUAAUGCCAUGUUUGCACAAGGGGAGUGUUUCAUGAAGGAAAUGGUCGGUGAGUUUCACUGGUUAAUUUGUCCCGAGCCAAUCAGAUGCAAGGAUUUCAGUAGCUUAUAACAAUAGUCAGUGAAAAUGUGUGUGGUGAAAUGCUCCCCUGGUGCAACAAAGCUAUGCAAUGUUUUGAUAAACAAUUUUCAGCUACAUGUACAUGUAUGGCGAGUCAAAAUGCCCACCUUUAAUCAUAAACAUUCCACCAUACACUGUAAGUACUCCCAAAGUUGUCCCAAAGACAUAUUCAAGGGACGUAUAAUCUCGUUGUGAUGCCACAAGUCAUGUUAUGUCAUGAAUCAUCAUCGUGGUUUCAUCUCUGAACAUUUUGUUCUGCGCUUGAUUUUUUUUUACUUCUUGUGAAACAACUCAUUUUUUAUGCAAUUCCAGAGUAGGGCUGAGGGUAAUAUUCAUUGUGAAAUAAUUGAAUUGAGAGAUAUGUACAGGUGAAGAAUGAAAUCACCGGUGGCUUUCCAUAAUUCAUCGGAUCAAUCACAGCUAUUUGUGAAACUGUCUCCUGACAAUGUUUUUGUUUCAGAGUUAAUCAAAGUCUAAGGAUGCUGCUAUGUUAAAAAGAAAGUAGUCUUUGCAGACAUCUUGCCUUUGUGUACAAAAAGGUUCGAAACAGGGCAGAGAGUAACAAUAUUUGGGAAACAUACAUGUAGGAAAGUCAAGUAUCUUUGCAUAUCCAUCUAGUAAAGUUAACUUCUUAAAUAUGCAGCAAGGCUUUCAGGACAGUCAAAACGUCAUCGGCGAUGCUUUUUGAAUGUAUAUGAAGUAGUGUCUCGGUUACAAUCUAUUUGGGACUACCUGUAGCUAGACUAGGCCUGUGCCUGCUUUUUGUAAUCCUCAGAGCAUAAAACAUUUAUUACUCUUUUAAACUUAUUUUGGAAAGAAUUCUCAAGCUAAUGGAGUGGAUUAAAAGCAUUUUGUGAAUCAAUUAGAAAUGUGUCUUGAAACAUCAAUGUUAAGGCAAAGAAGUGCAGCUGUAAGUUCCAAUUCAAAGAAUUGUAGUUCUGCAACUAAAAGCCUAACCCGAAGAUAGCUUUGAAAUUCAACCUAAAUUAAUCAUGUUGGAAGUGGAUAUAUCAUUUCAUUAAAAUAAAACAUCUAUGAGAGCUUGUUCAGUAAAUUUGUAAAUUGUGAUUCAUCCAGCGGUAUUUUAGUAAUGUUAUUUAGAGGGUAGAGAAAUGUGACUAAGAAAAUAUAUUGGAAAUAUGUAUACUUUAGUGGUUAUCUUUUCAUCUACUUUAUUCACAUACUAGUAUACAGCUUUAGUUGGCUACUAUUCAGGGGUAUGAAUAACACAAUAAAGUUUAAGUAUAAAAAAGUUAGGGUAGCAAUUUAAUUAUUGUAUUAUAAAAAAUAAAAAAUAAUAGAAAAUUCCUAUUUUUUUUUAAUUCAUUGUCAGAGUGAUAUUAGCCUGUCUACCCCAAUGUACAUGUAUGCUGGAGCAUGUUAGAUAUAGCAUGAGUAUUAGUGCAUGGUGCUGAUUUGCCAUGGUCCCCCUUCC
Messenger RNA from Lytechinus pictus (painted urchin), 3572 nucleotides. RefSeq lists its product as uncharacterized. NCBI's taxonomy places the organism in Eukaryota, Metazoa, Echinodermata, Echinoidea, Temnopleuroida, Toxopneustidae. The record is from RefSeq and is a predicted model, not a curated record. The transcript is spliced from 14 exons. The coding region runs from base 19 to 1692 and encodes 557 amino acids.